GGAGGUUUGGCAUCUCACCAGGCGUAACUGUCAGGAGUCCCAGCGGCACACCAGGAGGAGGUAAACACUCCCGUAGAAAAGGUUAGAGUCCUCACUGCUGAUAAUGUCAAACGCUGCGCUCAUUCAACGCAUCCGUAGACCUCCUCAGGCCCCUGCACCGAUACUAGCAUGUUCGAAACUGGUUCUCUGCAUCAUGCCCAUUGCUCAGAUUGCAAUUGGUGCAGUAUACCUGGAUGACUGUCCGCGACAGCCCUUCAUUCCCAUCUAUUUGAUAGUGGUGGGAGUAUUUGGCAUUACCCUAGCGGUGCUCUCCUGCCUGCCUUGCGCCCAGGAGCCUGAAGAUGGCACCUCCACCCCACUCAGCCGACUCUGCACAGUCUGGAACUCGUUAACUUCUUUCUUCCUCUUCUGUUGGUUCAUUGCUGGAAAUGUGUGGAUCUACUCUAUUUACAAGCCCAAUUACGACAAGAGCACAACAAGUGAGGAUCCCUACUGCAACAAGACACUCUACCUGUUCGCUUUCUGGACCACCACAUCAGUCUACAUCCUCUUGUGUUUGUUCCUGUUGUGCGGCUGCUGCGCCCUCUUCUGCUUCUACAUCCUUCGCCGUGCAGACCCCGACGAUGACAUCUAGAGACAAUUAACAUUGUAAGGGGGGCAGGAUGCAUCUGAUGGGGCUGCACACAAUGAGCUGGCCAAUGAAGCUGUUGCAUGUGUACCAAGUUGCACAUAAUCGGCUUAUGAUUGGUUGAAUUGGAGUAUCAGGAUAUCUCGGUAUCUGUAAGGAUACUGCUCUCCAAAUGCUUAGCACAUACCAUAUUGCAGCACAGUUCACACAUGAAGUACUAAUACGAAGCACAGUAAGAGUGCACUUUACCUACUGAAUGAACCCUUUGCUGUUUCUAGGUAAUGUUAGUGGUUCAUAAAUUAAAGUACAAAACUAAUUGUUCUUAUUUUAACACCUAUCAUGCAUUGUAGUGGUGCUUCUAGUUGCACAACCCCAAUAGAUACAUACAUAACUCUAAAAUGAUGUAGAUAAAUGUUUUUCAUUGCUUAGGAUUUUCUACCUCUGCAGAUGCUAUGGUGCAUCUUGUUGGUCAGUAAAUACUGGUGCCUUUCCAAAAGAUAUAUAUGUAUAUGUAUGUUUACAUGUUGCGUCAGGAAUUUAAUGAUUUACAGAUAGAGGAUGAAAUUAUGAAAUGUGUGUACUAUGCAAAUUCA
This is a messenger RNA of Scomber japonicus (chub mackerel), 1221 nucleotides long. RefSeq names its product transmembrane protein 272-like. The record is from RefSeq and is a predicted model, not a curated record. The transcript is spliced from 5 exons. NCBI's taxonomy places the organism in Eukaryota, Metazoa, Chordata, Actinopteri, Scombriformes, Scombridae. Bases 104 to 634 code for a protein of 176 amino acids.